Molecule: messenger RNA, 515 nt
Organism: Mauremys reevesii (Reeves's turtle)
Lineage: Eukaryota; Metazoa; Chordata; Testudines; Geoemydidae
Gene: GHRL
Product: ghrelin and obestatin prepropeptide
Exons: 4
Coding region: 80-445 (121 amino acids)
Biological process (GO): regulation of response to food; gastric acid secretion; negative regulation of inflammatory response
Cellular component (GO): extracellular region
Molecular function (GO): ghrelin receptor binding; growth hormone-releasing hormone activity
Source: RefSeq, a predicted model, not a curated record
CUCAAGGAAAUAAAAAGUGUCACUAAAAAGCAUAUUAUGUUUUCCUAUCUUUAUUAAGUUUUCAGGUUUGAUAUAGUCUAUGCUCAAGACACUCAUGUUUCUCAGAAGCACUAUGCUGGGAAUUCUCCUUAUCUGCAUUCUCUGGACAGAGACUACUAUGGCUGGAUCCAGUUUUUUAAGCCCUGAAUAUCAAAACACACAGCAACGAAAGGAUCCAAAAAAGCAUACAAAGUUAAACCGCCGGGCUGCAGACGGAUUUUUGGAUGCAGAUGCAAGGCAGGCAGAAGGAGACAACAAUGAAAUAGAGAUUAAGCUUAAUGUUCCCUUUGAAAUUGGUGUCAAGAUAACAGAAGAGCAGUACCAGGAGUAUGGACAAGUUCUGGAGAAGAUCCUAGAGGACAUUCUUGCAGAAGACACUAAAGGGACUACAUCAACAGGACUUUGAUCUUGGUUGGGCCUCUGGGAACUACUCUAAUGUAAAUAUUAAAAACUAAUGGAAAAAUUAACACAUGAAU